Pseudomyrmex gracilis is the source of this 2891-nucleotide messenger RNA. Its product is annotated as WD repeat-containing protein 26. Gene Ontology annotation, molecular function: protein binding. Gene Ontology annotation, cellular component: GID complex. The transcript is spliced from 11 exons. The record is from RefSeq and is a predicted model, not a curated record. Lineage: Eukaryota; Metazoa; Arthropoda; Insecta; Hymenoptera; Formicidae. Gene Ontology annotation, biological process: proteasome-mediated ubiquitin-dependent protein catabolic process. The coding region runs from base 614 to 2443 and encodes 609 amino acids.
CGGAUGUAGCAGGCGCCACGGUCGCGCUCGUCUAUUCACGAAGAGAAGCACAGCGUGACGUAAACGACGAUCCAAACAAGUAUCAGCUGUGUUGCAGUCAUUGUUCGCUGGCUCGUAUCGGUCGGUUCUGGCAGACGGAACCCCGAUUCGUUCGAGUCUCCUCCAUCGGUUUGUACGUCGACGUGGGCAGCGUAAUUUGGUGACUGUUGGUGGCCGAUCUCGACGGUGGACACGCGUGGAGGCGUGAGAACGCUUCGGUGGGAAUCCGACACAACGCAUCAGCAAGUGGAGAGCUAAAGAGAGAGAAGAAAAAAAGGUGGAAGGCUAGGCUAAGAAAACGACUAGGAAAAUCUUUUUCGUUUGCCCCAACGCAAUCGUGGCCUUGUGUGCGCGCCUCAACCCCGGUCCCGAGCCUCCAGCCAUCAAGCGCUGACGCUUACUCCUCGGGGGGGAACAAUAAUCGUGUGAAAAACGGAGCGGUACGUGCAUAAGCCUGGCCUCGAGCAGCGAGUCGGACGACGGUGGACUCGCUCCGCCACCGCGCAAAAGGUCCCGUAGUUCCCUGCCGGCUACUCUACGACCAGCGGACGAGCACCACUCCUCCAGUUCGAACAUGGAUAACUAUCGUGUGCACGACAGCAUUAUGCAGCAAACCUCGAAUAGUGGUGUUUCUUCUGGACUACAACAAAAUGGAUCUAAGACAGAUUCCGGUGGACCACAUGCCAACGGCAAUUUAUUGCUAGAAUCUGAUAGUGAUGUCAAUGGUGUGAAUGGAGAAAUAACUCAGAGUUUGGGGCCUCCAAAAAUAAUGGACAAAACCAAUCAGGAUAUUGUGAGACUUAUUGGACAACAUUUAAGGACAGUUGGUUUAGAUCGUACAGCAGAUUUGCUUAUGCAAGAAUCGGGCUGUCGGCUGGAUCAUCCUGCUGCAGCCAAAUUCAGACAGCACGUUAUGGAUGGUGAUUGGAAUAAAGCAGACCUUGACCUCAAUGAACUUAAAUGUUUUUUAAAAUGUGCAAACCAGAGUUUAGUGGAGAUGAAAUUCUUAUUACUGGAACAAAAAUAUUUAGAAUACUUGGAAGAAGGAAUGGUUUUUGAUGCAUUACAUGUACUGCGCAACGAGCUUACACCCUUAAGCCACAAUACCGGGCGUGUUCAUCAAUUAUCUUUAUUUAUGAUGUGCAGUGGACGGGAUGAAUUACAGACACGUGCAGGCUGGGAUGGAAAAGGCCCAGUUUCCAGAGCUGCGCUCAUGGACAAAUUGCAAAAAUACCUACCACCAUCGAUUAUGUUACCGCCACGACGACUGCACUCUUUACUAUUGCAAGCCGUGGAAAUGCAAAAUCAACAGUGCACGUAUCAUAUAUCGAAUAGGCAGCAAAUGAGUCUAGAGAAUGUCUCUCUGCUCGUGGAUCACAAUUGCGGUAAGGAUGAGUUCCCGUGUCAUACCAUACAAAUACUCAAUGAUCAUUGCGAUGAGGUUUGGUUUUGCAAAUUUUCACCGGACGGUCUUAAACUGGCCACAGGCUCUAAAGAUAUGACUGCAAUUAUAUGGGAUGUAGAUCCAGAAACGUUAAAGAUAACGCAUAGAAAAACACUCGAAGGACAUACGUAUGGUGUAGCGUUAGUUGCCUGGAGCCCCGACAGCAGUCAUAUAAUUGCGUGCGGACCUGAAGACUGUCCCGAAUUGUGGCUUUGGAACAUUGAGACGCCGGACUGCGAAUUGCGCGUGAAACUGACUCAAGGCACAGAGGAUUCGUUAACUGCCUGCGCCUGGCAUCGAGAUUCGAAUAAAUUUGUAGCAGGAGGUCUUCGUGGUCAAUUUUAUCAAUGCGAUAUGGACGGCAAUGUUUCCGACUCCUGGGAAGGAGUGAGAGUAAAAUGUCUGUGGUGUCGAAGCGAUGGGAAGACUGUUUUAGCAGCAGAUACGCAUCAUCGCAUUCGCGCGUACAACUUCGACGAUUUAUGUGAUUUCACAGUAUUACAAGAAGAACAUCCUAUUAUGUCUUUCACCGUUAACAAAGCGGACCGACUUGUGGCACUUAACUUAGCGAGCCAAGGCGUUCAUCUCUGGGACUUGCAAGACAGAUGCCUUUUAAGACGUUUCCAAGGUGUCACCCAAGGACAUUUCAACAUUCACAGCUGUUUCGGAGGAAUGAAUCAAGAUUUCCUUGCGUCUGGUAGUGAAGAUAAUAAAGUGUACGUGUGGCAUGUCAGAGGAGAACAACCUAUAGCGACUUUCACAGGGCACAGUAGAACGGUGAAUUGUGUCGCAUGGAAUCCCGUUUACCAUCAAAUGAUGGCUUCCGUAUCGGACGAUUUUACAGUAAGGAUAUGGGGUCCACGGUCGUAUGUUCCAGACGGAGGUGUUGAAGAAAAGACCGAUCAAACCAGAUUAGAAAAUUGUUCAAAAAGCAGCGGUUGGCACGAAAUGAUAUCGUAGCGAACUACAGAGCACCAGUGUUUCCAUGACCUCACGGUGUUCAAAAGACUGUCAUACUGACUUGACUGUCGCACUGUCUUGUUGAUUAUCAUACAUUUUACUGCCUUCUGCAGUUGCUCCUCCAUACCUCGUGUCGCGGUCUCUUAGCCACCAACCGCCGUGUAUGAAGGUAAAAACGGGAGGAAUGUACAUGUUAGCAACGAUUGCUAAACAAGCCGCCAACAACUAAAAACAAAAAAAUCGAAACCAAGCGUCAAAUUAUGAUUUUCACACAUUUGUGCAUAUAUCUUGUUUUUCUUUUUUUUUUUUUUUCAUAUUAACUUUACGUAUUUUAUAUAUGCAUCUCCCAUAUAGUGUCCGUUAUGUUAUCGUAAUUAAAUUGUCGAGUGAUUUAAUCGUCAGAGCUAAUAAUCGAAAAAAAAAAAAAAUAUGACACAGCAUAAUACAA